AUGAUACCGUCGCAAGGUGGCCGUGAGGGAUGUAAAGGUUCUCCCAACCCUCCGAGCAACGGCUCCGAGGACAAUGGCUUCACUAAUCGACCUAGAGUGGCGGGCCUUUACCCGCGGCACCACUCCAGAGAAGAGCUCGUUCGGUUCUCGUCGUCGGCGGAGACCACUCGAUCCUCCCGUUCCACGCGAGAUAUACUCGAGAGAUCCGCGCGUGACAUCGGCAGCCAGAGAAGCUUGAAUCUACCCGUGGGCAUCGCCGAGGAGUUCGAGCUGUCGGAUCGUUCGCGUGUCGGGGUCUCGAGAACGCCGCAGCCGUCGAGACGCGAGGUUGGGUCACGUUACGAUGCUAGAUACGAACAGCUCGCUGGACGUGGCGACGAUCGUCAUGGAUCGCCGUCGUCUAUCGAGAGGCUACGCUCGGGGGACCAUUGGCAGCCGCAACAGGAAGAGAAUACUAGGGGUUUGUCGGGCUCCGUUCGAGGAUCCGUCCUGGACUUCCCGUCACGGGUCGAGGAACAAUCCUGGAUCGACUCGAACGUCGACGAUACGUCGCGUCAACCAACGUCCAGCCGUGAUUACAUCAGGCCUGGGCAGGACGUUGGAUCGUCCCGUGCCUCCGCCUCGAUACUCAUCUCACCAGCGAGCGAGACCAGCGAGUCUCGCAGAGCCUCCGAUGUGGCCAAGUCGUCUCCGCCACCGUACACGGGUCUCAGCCCGCCUGAGUACACCGGUCACGAGUACGAGAGCUGCGAGACCCCGUCGCCUAUCUUCGCCAGCUAUCCGCUGGCCUCGUACGCCGAGGAGACCCGUCACGGACACUCGAAAUCCGAUCUGGAUCGUGAACGUACAGUACGCGAGGAACACUUAGUGGGCGAGGAAAGGCUCCUGUCGACGGCCAACGAGUCGGAUAAAACGGUCGGCAGGCGUAAGUCGAAUAGCUCGAGGGACAGAGGGCUACACGACACGGUGGACUCUAAUGUCGUCUUCGAGAGAUCGACGGAAGACGGUGUCUCCAGGCCCAGGGAUGUUGCUAGACUUAGACCACCGUUGGUUAACGCGGCUGGAACCUCAGCUGAUUCUGGAACAGGUGAUUCCGGUAGCGCAGAGAUCCAGGUGGACCCCCUAGGCACACCCAGAGCGACUGCUCCGGGCGACAUCGCGGAUGGCGGGAUCGAGAACGAGGCUGCCAAUGGUAAUAGGUUGUCCGUGAAAACGCCUACCGGGGGAAAGCAAACGGUGAAGCUGUUCACAAAGGAGAGCCUCGAUAGAUUGGAGAACAGGACCGUGCAGCUGGUCAGGGAUUAUGGGUUCCAACCGAAGAGACGGAUGUCCGUCGAGGACGGCGCGGUGCUUCCAAACAAAUACGAACCGUUCCCGACUGAACUGUACGGCAGACCGCUCGAGGAGAUCGACAACUUUAUAUACGACGAGACGUUUUGCGUGGUGUCCAAGAGGUUUCGUAAGAAUUACAUCCAUAGGUUCACAGCGACGAACAGCUGGUUCAUAUUCUCCCCGUGGAAUCCGAUAAGACGGUACUGCAUCUUCCUAAGUACGAAUCAGUACUUCGAUUACGUGGUCAUGGCUACGAUAAUACUAAACUGUGCCUUCCUCGCCAUGACGGAAACCAUCGAGGAAGCAGAAUAUAUAUUCCUAGCUAUAUACACAGCCGAAAUGGUGAUCAAAUCGAUAGCAAAGGGAUUCGCGCUCAAUAAGUACACCUAUCUGCGGAAUCCGUGGAACUGGCUGGAUUUCGUGGUGAUCACCAGCGGAUACGCCACUAUAGGGAUGGAAGUAGGAAAUUUGGCCGGGCUGAGGACCUUUCGAGUGCUGAGAGCUCUGAAGACCGUUUCGAUCAUGCCUGGUUUAAAGACCAUCAUCAACGCAUUAUUACAUAGUUUUAAGCAGCUAGCCGAGGUGAUGACGCUCACGAUCUUCUGCCUGAUGGUUUUCGCGCUGUUCGCCCUGCAGGUUUACAUGGGCGAGCUACGGAAUAAGUGCGUGAGGAAUAUCGAGUCGAAUGACACGCUGAUCGAUUGGAACGAGUGGACUUGGAACUCAUCCAACUGGGCGUUCGACGAAGACGAGGAGCCGAUAAUUUGCGGGAACGCAACCGGCGCCAGACACUGCAACGAGAGCUACAUCUGCCUUUGCGUUGGCCCGAAUCCAAACCACGGCUACACGAACUUCGAUAAUUUCCUAUGGUCGAUGCUCACCACGUUUCAACUGAUUACUCUGGAUUACUGGGAAGACGUUUACAAUAAGGUAUUGUCGGCGUGCGGACCUAUCAGCGUCUCGUUCUUCACGGUGGUCGUGUUCUUCGGCUCGUUUUACUUAAUUAAUCUGAUGCUCGCCGUAGUCGCGCUCAGUUACGAGGAGGAAGCCGAAAUCACAAACGAGGAACGAAGGAAAGAUUUAACCGACCAUCGCGAGGACUCGACGUUUAGUUUCGACCCGACAAAGAUCAACGUCAAGACUCUUGCCAAAGAGAAACAAAAGAAGCUGGACGCAAGAAAAGGCGUUCUACUGAGUAGUUACACGCGUAAGAAGACGCGACGGAGAAGACGCGGAAGAAGCAACGCUGGAACUGGGGCAUCCGGUCAAGAGAAGAGUGCUGCCGUGCCAAGCAGAUCGGUGACACCGAGCCCGAGUCCGAGUCCACGGCACUCGACCGUCCGGCCGUCACAUCUGCUGCUGCAGAACAUCAGUCCACGGACAACGGAGAACAACACGGUCCACAGACUGGCGCCGAACCGGGGGAUGCUUCAUUCGAGGCAGGCAAGCAACAACAGUAACCAGCAAUCGUCGUUGGACGACUCGGGGGUGGUCGACGACCAUGACGCCGACGACGUCACGUCCGUGGAGGAACACGACAGGCGGGAUCAACGGGAGACUAGGGCUGACUGGCAGGAAAAGGGGACAAGCAACAGCAAUGCCGAUAUCAACGUAGAUCAGGAUCAUCCUCGUGGCAGGGCCAGAGGCGACGCUGAUACCGAGGCUGACGCCGAGAGCGAACGGGAGAAAUCACUGCCUACGCGUUCCGGUUACCUACGAGCGAGCGGCAACGUACCCGCUUCCCUUGGUGUCGGGACCACGCGAGAAAUCAAGGUGUUCAAGUGUAACGGCGUCAAAACGAAGAAGCAAAUGUACACCUUGCCGCCGGAAUACCUGUCGCACAUUGUUAUAUUAGAUGAUCUUCCGGAUAGAAACUGCGAGAAAUGCAUACAAUGCUGCGUCGAUUACGAGGGCUGGCUACGGUUUCAGAAUUGCCUGUACAAGGUAGUGAGAGAUCCGCUAUUCGAGCUGACGAUCACUCUAUGCAUCGUCCUGAACACCGGUUUCCUGGCGAUGGAACAUCACGGGAUGAGCGAGUCGAUCCGCCAGGCGUUGAACAUCGGUAAUAAAGUGUUUACCAGUAUCUUCACCUUCGAAUGCUUGCUGAAGCUGUUGGCGCUGAGCAAAGACUUCUUCGCCAACGGGUGGAACAAUUUCGAUUUGAUAAUAGUGUCAGCGUCUCUGAUAGAUCUGACCUUCGAGCUGGUAGACGGCCUCUCCGUGAUACGGGGACUUAGGCUGCUACGUGUCUUAAAGCUGGCACAGUCCUGGACGACGAUGAAGGUGCUGCUCAGCAUAAUCAUCUCGACGAUCGGUGCCCUCGGGAACCUGACCCUUGUCCUCGUGAUCGUGAUAUACAUAUUCGCCGUGAUCGGCAUGCAAUUGUUCAGCAAGGACUACACGCUCGACAAGUUCUAUCCAGACCCGGUGCCACGUUGGAACUUCAACGAUUUCUUUCACUCGUUCAUGAUGAUCUUUCGGAUAUUGUGCGGCGAAUGGAUCGAACCGUUGUGGGACUGUAUGCGCGCGGAACAGCAGGACGGGUCUGGCACCUGUUUCGCGAUAUUUCUACCAGCUCUUGUAAUGGGCAACUUCAUGGUGUUGAAUCUCUUUCUUGCGUUGCUGCUGAACAGCUUCAACUCGGAGGAGUUGAAGCAGAAGAAAGAGGAGGUCGGCGAGGAUUCGAAGCUGGCGAGGUCGUUCGACAGGAUUCGUUCGAUCAUCCGCAAGAACAAGUGCUCGAGGCUGACCCAAGGUCCGGGUGGGAAGAUGAAGAGCAAGGAUCCUCGGUUGGAUUCGAUCGUGCGUCGUGUGAUGGAUAGGUCAGACAGCGAGACCAAGUACGCCAUUCAAGAGACUGUGCUCAGCCUGCCUAAGGAUAAUGUGUACAAUCGAUCGUACCAGGAGAGCCUGAACCAGCCCGUUUUCACGUACGAUCCGAUGUACGCUAGGUCGGAGUCGCAGGAACAAAAGUACGAUGAAUGGGAGGGGAAAGAUAACGGGCAGGAGGACGAGUCCUCCCGUUGCGACGAGAAGAAUUUCGAGAAAGAGAAACAGCCGGAAUCAAAGGAGGGCAAUAAGGAAGAGAGUCAGGAUCAGGAGACAACGAAGUACUCGAUCACGAGCAAACCGCCAGCGGAGGAAAGGACCGCGAUGCUUCAUCAGGAGGAGAAUCUAUUCAGGCGCGAGGAACGCGUGCCGAAACGGCCCUGGCAUGCUUUGGUCAGCUAUGUCGACGAGUUGACUGUUGGCGGGAGGAGGGACAGCAAAGGGAAGUACAUUGACGGUAUGGGAUCCUUUCCGGGAUUCGGCAGGCACAAUCGACGGAAAGAACCGCAAGACUGUUUUCCACGGCAAUGUUAUCAAAAAUGUAGCUGCAUCGAUCGAUGCGUCGCGACAGCGAUCGGUAAAAAAUGGAUCCGGCUACGCACAGUGAUCCUCUCAGUCGUCGACACGCCCGCCUUCGAAUGGAUGAUAUUAGUUUUAAUUUUCGCAUCUUCCAUAACGCUCUGUUUCGAGGACAUUUACUUAGAUGACAAUCCUUUUUUGAAGAAAAUUCUCUAUUGGACCAAUCUUGGCUUCUGUGCCCUUUUCAGUAUCGAGAUGCUACUCAAAUGGUUAGCUCUGGGUUUCUGCAAAUAUUUCACCAGUUUUUGGACGAUCUUGGAUUUUAUAAUCGUCUUCGUGUCGACCUUUAGCCUAUUGAUAGAGGAGAACGAGAAUUUAAAAGUGUUACGAUCCCUGCGAACGCUACGAGCCCUGAGACCAUUACGGGCGAUCUCGCGAUGGCAAGGCAUGAGGAUCGUAGUGAACGCGUUGAUGUAUGCGAUACCCAGUAUAUUCAACGUGCUCCUCGUCUGUCUCGUGUUCUGGCUGAUAUUUUCUAUAAUGGGUGUGCAAUUUUUCGGCGGCAAGUUUUUCAAGUGCAUCAACGAGUACGGCGAACUGUUAGACGUGUCGAUCGUAAACACGAAAGACGAUUGCCUCAGGAAAAAUUAUUCUUGGGAGAAUAGUAAGAUCACUUUCGAUCACGUUGGGAUAGCUUACCUGGCUCUGUUUCAAGUAGCCACGUUCGAGGGCUGGAUGGAGGUGAUGGAGGACGCUGUUGACGCACGGGGCGUUGACCUUCAGCCCCAGAGAGAAGCGAACAUUUAUGCGUAUUUCUACUUUGUGAUAUUCAUUGUCUGCGGCUCGUUUUUUACACUGAACCUCUUUAUCGGAGUAAUUAUAGACAACUUUAACAUGUUGAAGAAAAAGUACGAAGGUGGAGUGUUAGAAAUGUUUUUGACCGAAAGUCAAAAGCACUACUACACUGCCAUGAAAAAACUCGGCCGUAAAAAGCCGCAAAAGGUGAUAAAGCGUCCGAUGAAUCAAAUCCUCGCAAUGUUUUACGACCUAUCGAACUCGCGCAGAUUCGAAAUAGCAAUUUUCAUUUUGAUAUUCCUGAACAUGCUGACUAUGGGGAUCGAGCAUUACGAUCAGCCGCAUCCGAUCUUCUUCGUCCUCGAGGUCUCGAAUGCGUUUUUCACGACCGUUUUCGGCUUAGAGGCGAUCGUCAAGAUAAUAGGACUCCGUUACCAUUAUUUCACGGUCCCGUGGAACUUGUUCGACUUCCUCCUAGUGCUGGCUUCGAUUCUAGGGAUAUUGAUGGAGGAUAUUAUGGUAGACUUCCCGGUGUCCCCGACGCUCCUGCGGGUAGUGAGAGUGUUCAGAAUCGGUAGAAUUUUAAGGCUAAUAAAGGCCGCGAAAGGCAUUCGAAAGCUGCUGUUCGCUCUGGUGGUCAGUCUUCCGGCGCUGUUCAACAUCGGCGCCCUUCUAGCCCUGAUUACGUUCAUUUAUGCCAUAAUCGGCAUGUCGGUUUUCGGGCACGUCAAGAAACAGGGUGCUCUCGACGAUAUGGUGAAUUUUGAGACUUUUGGUAGAAGCAUGCAAUUACUGUUUCGAUUAAUGACAUCCGCCGGUUGGAACGACGUUCUGGAGUCUCUGAUGGUGCAACCGCCUGAUUGCGACCCGACGCCCACCAGCCGGCAACUGAACGGAAACUGCGGAUAUCCACUAUUGGCAAUAACAUAUUUUACCUCCUUCAUUAUAAUCAGUUACAUGAUCGUCAUCAACAUGUACAUCGCCAUUAUCCUCGAGAAUUUCAAUCAGGCACAUCAGGAAGAGGAGAUCGGUAUCGUCGAGGACGACUUGGAGAUGUUCUACAUCCGAUGGUCCAAGUACGAUCCGCAUGCAACGCAAUUUAUCAAUUUUUCGCAGCUAAGCGACUUUAUAGCGAGCCUAGACCCGCCAUUAGGAAUAUCGAAGCCCAACAUGGUCGCGUUGGUUAGCUUCAAUCUUCCUAUCGCGAGGGGCAAUAAGAUACAUUGUCUGGACAUUCUGCACUCACUUGUCAAGCACGUGCUCGGACACGUCGAGGAGUCCGAGGACUUCCGAAAGUUGCAGGAACAGAUGGACAUUAAGUUCAAGAAGCAAUUCCCUACGCGGAAAGAGCUUGAGAUUGUUUCGUCGACAAGAAUGUGGAAGCGUCAGGACAAAGCAGCCAGACUGAUCCAGUGCACCAUUAGAGAAUUCAUAGCAGCGAAAAAGGAACGGGAACGAAUAGCCCACGAAGUGGACUCGCAAACGCAAACGUCGAGUCCCGGUGCUGGGAACGAAGGUAGGGGCGGGGGUGGCUGGAGCGGCAAAGUGUCGGCUUUUCUUCAUGUACAUAGAGGUAGCCGAGCCAGUAGCCGCAAGUCCUCGAGGGCCAGCGACGCCAGCGAUUUCAGCGAGCUUGGUGCCGCCUCGGCAUGGCUAUUUCCGAAUUUGCCUUUGCUGUUGCUCUCCGGCGCCACCGGUACUCAUGAGGACCUGCCUCCUCCCGCUCUAACCGUAUCCCGCCCCUCACCGACCACCGAACAACAAUCGUUUGCUGGCGUCCCCGUUGCUAGUCCUACUUCCUCUGAUCUGCACACCAGAUCGAUCGCGGGACCGACUCUCGGUCGGCAAGACGCCGUCGAAAGUUAUCCCGACGAGGAAAUGCCCAGUCUUCCCACGAAGCGCAGAUCACUACCGCCGAGCGCCACCACGCUCUCCCUGAACACGUUGCACCGUGACAUCAAAGAAGCAUUCAGCCGACGUUGCGGUAGCCUUCGAAAAAAACAUCAACCAGCUCCCGAACCAGCUCCGCUGCCAAUCGAAUCCACCGAUGUGAGCAUACUCGUCACGGAGCCCAGCCCGGAGAAUAUAGCGCCGCCGCCCACGAGGCCAGCGCUCCUACGACGACAAUCCGCCGCGACGGUCGUUCACGUCCUAGUACACAGGGAGAGCGAAGAGUAUCGUGACGCCCAACCCGACGAUACUACCAGUUGAUCUUAAAUCGUUACGCUCGACAUCCUUCCGAAAAUAAUCA
Dufourea novaeangliae is the source of this 7726-nucleotide messenger RNA. Its product is annotated as sodium channel protein 60E-like. Gene Ontology annotation, molecular function: voltage-gated sodium channel activity. The transcript has 21 exons. The coding region runs from base 1 to 7686 and encodes 2561 amino acids. Gene Ontology annotation, cellular component: plasma membrane; voltage-gated sodium channel complex. NCBI's taxonomy places the organism in Eukaryota, Metazoa, Arthropoda, Insecta, Hymenoptera, Halictidae. Gene Ontology annotation, biological process: sodium ion transmembrane transport; membrane depolarization during action potential; neuronal action potential. The record is from RefSeq and is a predicted model, not a curated record.